GACAGGGGCUUCUGAACAGCCGACCAGGGGGCCCACGUCUCCACUACGCCACCCCGACACAGGACAAGACAAUUCGACAAUUCAAGCUCGCUCACGGUAGCUCUCGAGUAUCGAAUAUACAUCCUCCCCUCGCACCCAACCUCGAACAAUCCGAUACCAGCCUUUUUGUUUUCUGUUCUGCGUUCUGUCUCUCGUUCUUGUGUCUCUCCCGUUCCUUUCUCUCUUUAACGAACUCUGUCAUUCAUCCUCACGCAUCUGGACGGUCGAUCUCGCUCCAACUGAUGCAAUAGACCAAGCACCGAUACAGUACAGCACAGCAGACCUGCACUCAAGAUGGUGUUCACAAAGAAGAUAGACCGCGCCUUUCAAUGGGCUGGCGAGAAGAUGGGCCACGAGGCCAAGAUCACACACUCCGAUGACUUCAAAAUGUUAGAGACCGAGAUGAGCUUGCGGUAUGAUGGCAUGGACCGUCUCCAGAAGUCGAUGAACGUAUACAUAAAGUCACUCUCACGUCGAGGCGAGACCUUCGAGGACAAGGAGAAGGGUCUACCUGUUAGCUACCUCGGCCGGACCAUGAUUGCCCAUGGUGAGGAAUUCGAGCCUGAUUCCGAAUAUGGCAACAACUUGAUAGCAAUGGGACGAGCAAACGAACGAAUUGCUGGUCUUCAAGAGACCUAUGUUUCUCACGCCACAUCAUACUGGCUGGAAGGGCUAGAGCGGUCGCUGGCAAUGAUGAAGGAGUAUCAGUCUGCCCGCAAGAAGCUCGAGAAUCGUCGCCUGACAUACGAAUCCUGUGCCACCAAGAUACAGAAAGCGAAACGUGAAGACUUCCGACUAGAGGACGAGCUCCGAACGUCGAAAGCGAAAUAUGAAGAGUCGUCCGAGGACGUAUACCGCCGCAUGAUGGACAUCAAGGAAGCAGAAGCAGACUCCGUCCGGGACCUAGGCAACUUUCUAGAUAGCGAGCUCGACUACUACGAACGUUGUGCCGAGGAACUUCGAAGGGUCAAGCAGGAUUGGAUGGGAAGCCAGACACAAUCGCCGGCAGGCUCCCGCGCUUCGGAUUUUGGUAGUGUUCGACGCCCGACAAAUCGACAGAGAGGAGAUGUGAUUCGAUCCCACUCCGAAGUCGACGAUCGGGCUGAACAGUGGGCGGGUCGACAGGACAUCUACAAUCGCGAGCCGACUCCCGAAGCAGUGCGAAUGCCCAUUCGAUCGAACCGGUCCGCAUCAGGGGGCAGUGCGACACAUGAAGUAGUACGUCCCACCAUUAACCGUUCUGUGACGUACCGCGAGCCACCACAACCUCCUGUUCCUGAAAUAUCUGUACGCCCGACCCAGACUAUGCCUCCCAAUGUUGGCAGUCUACGCAGCAAUUUGCGCCCUGUCAGCAGAAUCCAAACCACCCAGAACCUCAGUCCCGAUUGCUUUGGCGAUGAUUAUGAUACAGCAACGAGCAGCGGCAGUCCCGAUUAUGACCGCAGCGAUAGUCCUGCUACUAGCUACGGGAGCUUGAGUCGAACCACAAGCAAUACUGCUCUUCGUCCCACCCCUGCUCCGACAACGGCCAAAAAGGCGCCUCCGCCACCACCACCGAGCCGGUCGAAGAAGCCGCCGCCGCCCAUCCCGGCAAAACGAGAUGUUUCAUAUCACACUUGAUCAUGUAAAACUGACGACAAUAUUUCAAGGCAUGGGUUAUAUGAAAAAAGUAAUGUUACCGUGGGUGCAUAUAUAAACACCUACGGAGUAAAGAUCGGGAGUUUCGAGCGAACAAAAUUUGGCGGUCUGGUGUAUUUUUGGCAAAGGUUGCUUCGAAGGGUUAAUUAUUCGUGGUUGAGACACCAUCAUCAAGGUUUAUUCGGUGGCGUCGGUGCACUUUAGAAAUGAAUGAAAGCUCACUCGUGACGUGAGCGUGGCACACGCCUCGGGGAUUCUAUUAUGGACUGGUUCCUUUCUACUAUCCCCUCUAAAAGUAAUACAUUUUUAGUAUGAACGUUUGUUAUGCUUAAUCAACCUUGGUUUCGUAUGUGACCUUAUGAACCCUGUCACCGAGCCAGCCAGAUUU
Xylaria bambusicola is the source of this 2065-nucleotide messenger RNA. Its product is annotated as BAR-domain-containing protein. Gene Ontology annotation, molecular function: protein binding. NCBI's taxonomy places the organism in Eukaryota, Fungi, Ascomycota, Sordariomycetes, Xylariales, Xylariaceae. The record is from RefSeq and is a predicted model, not a curated record. The transcript is spliced from 4 exons. The coding region runs from base 334 to 1659 and encodes 441 amino acids. Gene Ontology annotation, cellular component: cytoplasm.